AUGAGGUUCAGCAAGAAAAGGAAGCUGAGUCCGAGGUACAUUGGCCCUUACCUGAUUCUUCGCCGAAUAGGCAAAGUGGCGUAUGAACUAAACUUACCAGCGGAUAUAGAAGACAUACAUCCAGUCUUCCACGUGUCAAUGCUUCAUAAAUGUGUGGGUGAUCCAUCUCGGGUACAUCCCGUAGACGAUAUCCAGGUCACAGAGGAGUUAGCCUAUGAAGAGAAACCUAUCACCAUUCUGGAUCGGCAAAUCAGAAGACUGCGGACUAAGGACGUAGCUUCUGUCAAGGUAUUGUGGCGAAACAGGAAUCGUGAAGAGAUGACCUGGGAAGCUGAAGAGGACGUGAAAAACAAAUAUCCGUACCUGUUCUCGAUAUCUACAGGUAACGCUGAUUCUUGA
Solanum dulcamara is the source of this 399-nucleotide messenger RNA. RefSeq lists its product as uncharacterized. Lineage: Eukaryota; Viridiplantae; Streptophyta; Magnoliopsida; Solanales; Solanaceae. Bases 1 to 399 code for a protein of 132 amino acids. The record is from RefSeq and is a predicted model, not a curated record. The transcript has a single exon.